ACACAGCAGGAACAAGUCUCCACCUGCCUGCUGUCGGAUCCAAUAGUCCAGACAUCGCAAGCUCUCAGGCCGAGAGUGGGGAUAGUUGGUGGGUCGAGAGACGUGUUCUUCUGGAAUGGGAGGUGUGAGAUGGAUAUUGGAGUUGCUCCCUCUUCAAUCGUUGUGUUGCCUGGACCUGCCCACCUACCUUGUCUUCCUGGUGGUCUUCCUUGGGCUGGCGGCCCUGAGGAGGAGCUGGGUGGUCCGUCAUCUCCCCCCUGGACCGCCCAUGUGGAGCCUGGCCGCUAACGUCUUCCUCGGGUCCAAGGCGCCCCAUCUGGCCAUGACGGAGCUUUCCCAACAGUACGGGAACAUUAUGACCUGUUACAUCUUCUGCAUGCCUAUGGUUGUACUCAACGGAUUCCAGAUCAUUCAAGAGGCCCUCGUCCAACAUGGAAGAGAAUUUGCUGAUCGCCCCUAUAUUCCGCUACUGGAGGACCUCUCGAAAGGCCAAGGCAUCAUUUUUGCCCACUACGGGAGGUCCUGGAAGCAGCAGCGUAGGUUUACACUGACAGUGCUGAGAAAUUUUGGAUUGGGCAAAAUCGCCUUUGAAGAGAAAAUUCUGGAAGAGGUCCAGUAUUUGACUAAAGUCUUCAAAGCAUCAGAAGGUCGACCUUUCAACCCGGGUUCUAAGAUCACCAGCGCCGUUUCCAACGUGAUCUGCUCCAUAGUCAUGGGCAAACGCUUCCACUACGAAGAUAAGACGUUCACGAGGCUGAUGGAACUGUUUGAGGAGAGCCUGGUGCUUCAGACUACUGUCUGGGCGAUGUUGUACUCCGUGGUGCCCUUCUUCCGACAUUUUCCUGGACCCCAUCAGAGGAUAUUCAAGAACCAGCGCUCCAUUGAAGCCACCCUUCAGGUCUUCAUCAACCAACACCGGGAGACUUUGAGCGGUGAAACCAUCCGAGAUUUUAUUGACGCGUACCUGCUGGAGAUGGAAAAGGAAGAGGGAUCUCAGACAUCCUGCAUGACGGAGGGAAACCUACUCAAUAACGUUACUGACCUGUUCCUCGCUGGCACCGAAACGACCACAAACACUCUCCAGUGGGGUCUGCUAAUCAUGAUGGCUUACCCUGACAUACAAGAGAGAUGCCAGCGGGAGAUAGCCGAAGUGAUCGGGUGGUCCCGUACCGCGAGCAUGGAGGACGGGCCCAACAUGCCAUACCUCAGCGCCGUCAUCCACGAGCUCCAGAGGUUUGCCAACAUCUUGCCGUUAGCCGCAGGACACACGACCCUCGAGGACGUUACCUUCCGGGGAUACCGGUUGAAGAAGAAAACAAUGGUCAUCAUAAACCUGUCAUCUGCUUUAAUGGAUGAAACACAGUGGAAGUACCCAAAAGAAUUCAAUCCAGAGAACUUUCUGAACGAGAAGGGGGAAUUUUUCAAGCCGGACGCAUUUGUUCCAUUUUCAAUGGGACUGCGAGCCUGCCCAGGUGAGAAGCUGGCCAAGAUGGAGCUCUUCCUGUUCUUCACCUCUCUGCUUCGUGACUUCCAGUUUUACUGGCCCGACCCGGCCACCACUCCCAGCCUGCAGCCCGUGUACAAGAUCGCGCUCAGCCCACGGCCCUACAAGCUGGGGAUAAGGUGCAGAAAGUCUCCCGAUAAUGGGGAGACACUUCCAACUGACACUCGAGAUGGCUUCCGGGACCACGCUGGAUUGGAAUAGAGACUACCUGUCUACCUGGCCCAGCCGUUCCUGUAGACUGUCUAGACAAGUCUCGGACCCAUUCUCUACCUUUCCUUCACAAUGCAUUGCAAGAUAAUCAUGUCGCUUGGUCAGUAAAUUGUCCCGAAUGAGUAGGAUAUAACUGGUGUACGAGUGAUCUUGGUCAGCACGGCCUCGGUGGGCCGAAGGGCCAGUUUCCAUGCAGUAAAACCAAACUUAAACUACCUGCCCCACCUGGCUAGGCCAAGCCUUGGACUAAUUCUCUAUCUUACCUUCAAGGCCUCUUGGUGUGCGAUUUGUCAAAGACUUGCAACACAGUGGUGCUGCAGGUGGAGCUGCUGCCUUGCAGCACCAGAGACCCAGGUUCCAUCCUGAC
Amblyraja radiata (thorny skate) is the source of this 2081-nucleotide messenger RNA. RefSeq names its product cytochrome P450 2D6-like. The transcript is spliced from 9 exons. Gene Ontology annotation, biological process: xenobiotic metabolic process. Lineage: Eukaryota; Metazoa; Chordata; Chondrichthyes; Rajiformes; Rajidae. The record is from RefSeq and is a predicted model, not a curated record. Gene Ontology annotation, cellular component: cytoplasm; intracellular membrane-bounded organelle. The coding region runs from base 116 to 1705 and encodes 529 amino acids. Gene Ontology annotation, molecular function: iron ion binding; oxidoreductase activity, acting on paired donors, with incorporation or reduction of molecular oxygen, reduced flavin or flavoprotein as one donor, and incorporation of one atom of oxygen; heme binding.